AUGGAGAAGCUCAAGAGUUUUGGCCAGAAAAAGUGGAAGAAGAAGAAGAAGAAGAAGAAGAAGAAGAAGAAGAAGAAGAAGAAGAAGAAGAAGAAGAAGACCAACAACCAAGCGACGAAGGAAGAGAGGCUCAAGCCUAAGAGGAAGGAUUUGUCGCGUUCCGACAUCCCUCCUCAAGUCGAGUACCACGAAGACUUGAAAGUGAUCGCGCUUGAUCCCGGAGUUAGGACGUUCAACACCGGGGUGGACACAAAGGGAAAUGCUACCGAGUUCGCUCCUGGGGACGCGGGGAGGAUCUAUCCUCUUUGUCACCACAUGGACUUACUACAGUCCAAAGCUUUCGACAAGUCCGUGGGCAGCAAGAAGAGGUAUCGUCUACGCAAAGCAUGGCACCGGGCAAUCAAGAGAGUAACACAUCUGGUGACGGACGUGAGGAACAAGACGGUGAAGCACCUUUGCAAGAACUACGACGUCGUCUUCCUCCCGAAGUUCAACACGAAAGACGUGGUCAACAGGGCGAAGCGGAACAUUGGUAAUGGUGGCCAUAUCUCGGCGAGUGCAGAGGUACAAGUUCGCAUUGCGCGGGCGUCAAGACGCCGAAAACAGGCGAACAAGAUCGACCUCGGACCAGUCAACGCCAAUGAUAUGGGGAUGGAGUGUAGACGCAUCGUAGAACGCGUUUUCGUUUGAAGUUGGCGUCUUGUUUGAGAGUAGAUGUGACAGAUUUGCGUAGAAUAGGGUAAGAUGUUAUCAUGAACGGAGAUGAAAGGGCUUUUCCAACACGGAGAUGUAGCAUGGAUCAAAGCAUUUGUUGGAUUUCAGCUUUUACAAGCGGACAUCAACGCAGUAGUAUUUUAGCAAGCUUACGAACGCAUAUAGGAUACCAUCAGGAUUA
Molecule: messenger RNA, 895 nt
Organism: Ectocarpus sp. CCAP 1310/34
Lineage: Eukaryota; Phaeophyceae; Ectocarpales; Ectocarpaceae
Source: the annotation of a GenBank genome assembly